Protomyces lactucae-debilis is the source of this 1564-nucleotide messenger RNA. RefSeq names its product putative alanine racemase-domain-containing protein. The record is from RefSeq and is a predicted model, not a curated record. Lineage: Eukaryota; Fungi; Ascomycota; Taphrinomycetes; Taphrinales; Protomycetaceae. Gene Ontology annotation, biological process: DNA-templated DNA replication. The transcript has a single exon. Gene Ontology annotation, molecular function: chromatin binding. Bases 27 to 1508 code for a protein of 493 amino acids.
ACCAGCUACUAUCUAGUUCAUCAAGCAUGGUCAACUCAAGUUCUGCACAGCUGCUACGUGAUCCAAUCGGUGCGAUUCAUGCGCUUUUUGAAGAGGCUACAAAAGGACACGCACCAGCAGCACAUGAAGACUAUGGCAUCACCACAUUAUUUGAAGAAUCCUUCGAGGAACCCUCCGAGCUUGCAAAAGUUCCCUCGCUGACGGCCUUGUGGCAACAAGCUCGCAGCAACAAUAAAUCAUCCCUUCACGGCAAGCUUGCACGAGUGCAGUGCCAUGUUGUGCACAGUGAUAGCGAAAUCUACGGUGGCGCAUACAGAAAUCGACAAGGCGGCGGCUGGCAGUUUGGUCGAUAUGGAUGCGAUAUCGAUGAAGCUUUGACUGGCCCGCUUCGGGAGGAUGCCAUCUCAUUUGAGGAGAGAACGACGCUUGAUUGUCGAUGCCACGCAGACCCGUUCGAUUUAACCGAUGCACUGCAGAAUGUCUCCUUAGCGUCUGGUGCAGACGAUGAUGUCCUCAAGCGCCUUACAGUGAAACUCUACAAUGAAAAGGAAGAGGGCCUUCUUCACGCAACACUGGAUAUUGUUGGCCUAGUCGAGGUUGCAGACGAGGAGGUCAUCUUGCAUGCUCUCAUUGCACGCGACGAGCGAUUGGCGUCAAGACUCUCAUCCAGUACUGAGCAAGCUUCAGCCCCAGAGACUCGCGAUGCUGUUAUGCAGGAACUAGCUGCUCACCUUUCUGGCGAUGCUUUGGCAGCUGAAUGCCUGUUGCUGGCCUUGUGUGCCAGUGUCACUGUAAGGUCUCCAGUCCUCAUUGGUCCUAUUGCUCUCAAUUUGCGGAAUAUUGAAGGAGACCAAGCUAGUGCCCUGAAGCUGCUUAUUCAAGAGCUUGCCGCAUACACUGAAGUGAUUGAUCUCUCGAUUGCAGGUCUCAACAAGCACCAACUCUUCCCCACUCACGAUGGCGAGCAAUUCAAACCAGGACAGAUUCAGCUACCAAAAGACACUGUUGUUCUACUGGAUGAAUCUGCCUUGAGCGAAGGCAAGCUAGAAGAACGUGGCGUCAAGAAUCUACAAUGCUUGGCCAAUUCCAUCACAUCUCAGGAACUUGUUUUUGCAUUUCCAUUCAACGAAUUCAAGAUUGCUAUGGAUCUAUGCUUCAUUGACCUAUCCAAGGGCAAAUCCUUGUUGCCAAGCACACUCAGUAUUCCCGUCAAGAGCGGAUCGACAGCUGCUGCUCGUCAACCAGCGUCCAUGACCCUAAAAGACAUGGCCAUCUACAUUGCCCGCUGCCGUUUGCAGGAAGUUGAGAUUAGCGAUGAAGUAUCACAGGCGAUUCAAAAUGACUUUGUUCGUGCUCGCAAAGCAGGCGAAGCGAUCGACCAGGCAUUAUUCGGUCAGGGGCUGGCAUUGGCAAAGGAGGUGACGCGAAGCUAUAAGCGGCGACAAAUGGUGUUUGAUGAUUAUCGCCGUGGUGUCGCAUUAGCUAGUGAGGUCAAUGCACGGCAAUAGAAUCCAAGUUUAGAUCAGGCUAAGUUGUUUUUCAUGUUUCUCACAAGAAGGUGCCC